Osmerus eperlanus (European smelt) is the source of this 1842-nucleotide messenger RNA. RefSeq names its product adenosine kinase-like. Lineage: Eukaryota; Metazoa; Chordata; Actinopteri; Osmeriformes; Osmeridae. The record is from RefSeq and is a predicted model, not a curated record. Gene Ontology annotation, biological process: purine ribonucleoside salvage; purine nucleobase metabolic process. Gene Ontology annotation, cellular component: cytosol; nucleus. The transcript has 11 exons. Gene Ontology annotation, molecular function: adenosine kinase activity. The coding region runs from base 106 to 1272 and encodes 388 amino acids.
GCUGUAGCUGUGGUCCAUUGAUUUUAUAGCAGUUCCUUUAGAUAUCUCAUUCGCAGUCAAUUUAGACCUUCCCGAAGGCUGUUAAGCAGUGCAACUGAAAGAAACAUGGCAUCUGGAGAACCCAAAUCGAAGAGACUCCGACUUUCCACGAGGGGUGGGAAAGAAGAGAAGGCAGUCUCAGAGAAGAGCCCAGCAAGGAAAAGCCUAGCCAGAAAGAGCAAAGGGAAAAAGAGUCCAGUUAAACUCAGUGCUAACUGUCUGUUUGGGAUGGGGAACCCUCUACUGGACAUCAUAUCUGUGGUGGACAAGGACCUCCUAGAUAAGUAUGGACUUAAGGCCAAUGACCAGAUCCUUGCAGAGGACAAACACAAAGAACUGUUUGAAGAGAUUGUGAAAAAGUUCAAAGUGGAAUACCAUGCUGGAGGAGCGACCCAGAACUCUAUAAAGAUUGCACAGUGGAUGAUCCAGGAGCCCCACAAGGUGUGCACGUUCUUCGGCUGCAUCGGGAAGGACCGCUUCGGGGAGAUCUUGAAGGAGAAGGCAGAGGAGGUCCAUGUCGACGCCCACUACUAUGAGCAGGAGGAGGAGCCUACCGGAACCUGCGCCGUCUGCGUCACUGGGGACAACAGGUCUCUGGUUGCUAACCUGGCUGCUGCUAACUGUUACAAGAAAGACAAGCAUCUAGACCUGGAGGAGAACUGGAAGCUGAUAGAGAAGGCCAGGGUCUUCUACAUUGCUGGGUUCUUUCUGACUGUGUCAGUGGAGUCCAUACUAAAGGUGGCCAAACAUGCAUCAGAAAACAACAAGCUGUUCAGCCUCAACCUGUCCGCCCCCUUCAUCAGCCAGUUCUUCAAAGACGCUCUGAUGCAGGUCAUGCCGUACGUGGACGUGCUCUUUGGCAAUGAGACGGAGGCGGCUACCUUUGCUGAUGAGCAGGGCUUUGAAACUAGGGACAUCGAAGAGAUCACCAAGAAGACCCAGGCUCUGCCAAAAGUCAACCAAAAGAGACCGAGGGUUGUUGUUUUCACCCAGGGCAAGGAAGGAACGAUCAUGUGCAAUGGUGACAAGGUGGAUUGUUUUCCUGUGCUGGAGAUUGAUCAGAAGAACAUCGUGGACACUAAUGGAGCUGGAGAUGCCUUCGUUGGAGGCUUCCUGUCAGAGUUGGUCCAGGAAAAGUCUCUGGAUCAGUGUGUGAAAGCGGGUCACUAUGCCGCCAACGUCAUCAUCAGACGAGCUGGAUGCACCUUCCCUGACAAACCUGACUUCCACUGAAAAGCCCCCCCCUAUCAACCUUCUUCACCUGACCCAAACUCCCCCCAACCUCUCCUCCACUGCACCUAGCUCAGACGAUCUCCUGCAAUUAUUUCUACCCCUCAAAUUAACCAAAUCUCCUACCCUUUUCUUUGCCAACUGAUCCAUCCGGACCCUUAAAUGUUUUCUAUCCAUCCAUCUUCCAUGUGUCAACCUGCAUGCUCACUUGUAUGGGUGUUAUGGUAGUCUUCCACUGGGGGGUGAUCUAAGGCCAAGCAGGUCAUAGAUUCUGAACUGAGAGAGUGCUAACCAUUUAGGGUAAAUCUGGCUUAAGGCUGCUAUUGAUGUUCUAUAUAAGUAUAGCUAUUUCAUGUGUCAUUUGGUGCCAACCUGCUACAUCGUUUGCCUCAGUGUGUAUGUUUGUGUCUCGAACUGAUUUUAAAUCAGCUUUACUGCCCAAUAACCCCCCCACACACACACACUCACAGCUCUAGUUUCCUCUGUAGGAGCCAAGCUAAAAGAAGAUUUUACUAAAUGGAGUAUAAUACGGAACAUGAGACGAGUAGAGGGUUUCUUAUAUACUAGUGUAAU